AUGUACCUCACGAAGCAAAUAAACGGGGUCGAAAUUUGUUACGAUGAAUGUGGAACAGCCGACCGACCUGCUCUAGUCCUCUUGACUGGAUGGGCGCACGACCUUCGUCUGUAUGACGAGCUUUUGCCCUAUUUAAGCCCCAAAUACUGGGUCAUCAGAGUUUGCUGGCGGGGACAUGGCCCUAAACGCGAUAAUAUCGAAGACUUUGGAGUUGAAGAGCAGAUCAGCGACACUAUCGGCCUGCUUGACUCUCUCGAAGUCGACAAAUUCUACCUUGUCUCGCAUUCACACGGCGGCUGGCCUGCACUGGGAAUUGCCGACAAGCUGGGAAGAGACCGUGUUCUUUGUCUCUUGAUGAUUGAUCAGAUCAUGACCCCGCCUCCCCCCGAAUUUGCCGUGGGACUCCAAGCAAUGCAAGCAAAGGAAACAUGGAAAGCUGCUCGCCAGGGCCUAUACGAUAACUGGAAAGCGGGUAGCGACAAUAAGGCGGUUGAGAAUCAUUAUAUUUACUCUUUUGGAAGCUUUGGCCACAGAAUGUGGGCACUUUCCUGUCGAGUCAUCGCCACGGCCUAUCAAACAUACGGCACGCCCAUGCACCGUAUGGAAUUGAUCCAAAACCCUCCACUCAUUCGGCAUAUAUUCUCCCAUCCGCUGAAUCAUCCUGAGUAUCGAAAGCUGCAUGAAGAGCUCAGCAGAAAACACUCUUGGUUCUCCUUUACGGAUCUCAAGGGCGAGACACAUUUCCCUAGUCUUGAAGUUCCCGAGAAGGUUGCCCAACAGAUUGAUCAGCUUGUCCAGGAAGCUGAUGGGGAUAGCUAG
Penicillium cataractarum is the source of this 819-nucleotide messenger RNA. RefSeq names its product alpha/beta fold hydrolase. The record is from RefSeq and is a predicted model, not a curated record. NCBI's taxonomy places the organism in Eukaryota, Fungi, Ascomycota, Eurotiomycetes, Eurotiales, Aspergillaceae. The coding region runs from base 1 to 819 and encodes 272 amino acids. The transcript has a single exon.